Messenger RNA from Gastrolobium bilobum, 6729 nucleotides. RefSeq lists its product as uncharacterized. Bases 1 to 6729 code for a protein of 2242 amino acids. The record is from RefSeq and is a predicted model, not a curated record. Gene Ontology annotation, molecular function: ADP binding. The transcript is spliced from 10 exons. NCBI's taxonomy places the organism in Eukaryota, Viridiplantae, Streptophyta, Magnoliopsida, Fabales, Fabaceae.
AUGAAUUUUCUAAAUGUAAUAAAGUCGGUUGCUGAAAAAGUUGGAGCGUAUGCUUUUGUGCCUAUUGUAGAGCAUGUAAGUUAUUUGAUAUUUUACGAAGGUAAUUUCAAGAAGUUAGAAGAUCAUGUUAAGGAACUUGAGGUUGCAAGAGAAAGAAUAUAUCAUUCGGUUGAAGAAGAAAGAAGGAACGGAAAAGAAAUUGAAACUGAUGCGCAAAACUGGCUGAAGAAGGUGAAUGAAGUCAUUGUAGACGCUAAUAAGCUUCAAGAAGAUCCUGGCCGUGAAAAUGUUGGGUGUUCUGAAUGGUUGUUCCCCAAUUUGUUUUUACGACAUCAACUUAGCUUGAAAGCAACAAAGAUGACAAAAGAUGUUGUUGAAGUACAUGGAAAAGCAAAGUUCGAUCGUGUUGGUUACCUUCCUCCCCUGGAUGGAGUUGGCUCCUCUUCUGGUACAAGUGGUUGUGAAAAGCUUGAGACAAGAGAGUCAAUUAAGGAGGGCAUUAUGAAGGCUUUGAGAGACCCUAAAGUAUGCAACAUUGGGGUAUAUGGGCUAGGCGGUAUGGGUAAAACCCAUUUGGUUAAGGAAGUUUCUCAAAUAGCUAAGCUAGACAAGUUGUUUGAUGCAAUAGUUAUGUCCAAUGUAUCCAAAGCCCCGGACCUCAAAACGAUUCAAGGGGAGAUUGCAGAUUUGUUAGGUCUACGAUUUGAUGAAGAGACUAUUGCUGGAAGAGCAUACCGCUUAAGGCGGAGAAUUAAAGCUGAGAGAUCUAUCCUUGUCGUUCUAGAUGAUAUCUGGAUGAGAUUAGAUUUGGAGAAAGUGGGAAUUCCAUCUAGGGGUGAACACAAUGCGUGCAAACUGCUGAUGACUUCCAGGAAUAAAGAUGUGUUGCUAGAAAUGAAUGCGGAAAAGGAUUUUAGAGUUGAAGUUUUGAGUGAAGCAGAAGCUUGGAGUUUGUUUGAAUUUAUGGCUGGAGAUGUAAUUAAAGAUAUCACUUUACACAAUGUAGCAACUCAAGUGGCCAAAAAAUGUGCAGGUUUUCCUAUUCGCCUGGUAACGGUAGCAGCGGGGUUGAAAAAUAAGGAUAUUUAUGAUUGGAAAGAUGCAUUAAGGCAAUUGGAAAGUGUUGAUGAUGCAGAGAUGGAAGCGAUAACUUAUUCUGCUUUGGAGAUAGGUUACAAAUUAUUGAAGAGCGAUGAAAUGCAGGCACUUUUCUUGCUUUUUGGUGUAAUGUAUGGAGAAAAAAUGGAGUACUUUCUGAAAGUUGCAAUGGGUUUGGACAUAUUCAAGCAUAUGAGUACUGUGGAAGAUGCGAGAAAUAGACUUUACAAAAUAAUUGGAUCCUUGAAGUCAUCUUGUCUGUUGCUUGAAGGUAAUACGCGGGAGCAGAUCCAAAUGCACGACCUUGUUCGUGAAGUAGCUAUCUCCAUAGCUUCAAGGGAUCAAUAUGUAUUUGUGAUGCAAUCGAAGAUCGAGUUGAAGGAAUGGCCAACAAAGAAUUUUCUAGAACGGUGCACACAGAUCAUCUUAGACCGAUGUCAUAUCCACGAUCUUCCUGAAAGGUUAGAUUGUCCUAAUGUGAAAUUUUUCUAUUUGUCUAGUGCUAAUCUUUCUUUGGAAACCCCAGAUACUAUUUUGGAGGGAAUGAGAAGCCUGAAAGUGUUAGAUUUAACAUGCUUGAACAUGUCUUCAUUACCCACUUCUUUUCGGUCCCUAACCAAACUUCAUACAUUGUGUUUGGAUCAAUGCAUUUUGGAAAAAAUGGACGAAAUAGCGGCUUUGAAAAAUUUAAAAAUUCUUAGGCUUUGCAAAUCUUCGAUGAUCAAAUUGCCAAGUGAAAUAGGGAAGUUGACGCAGCUUAGAAUUCUUGAUUUGAGCCAUUCUGGAAUUGAAUUCUUUCCACCCAACAUCAUAUCAAGCUUGACUAAAUUAGAGGAGUUAUCCAUGGGCAAUACCUCCAUUAAGUGGGAGGUUGAGAAUCCAACAAAGCAAAAUGAAAAUGCUAGCCUUGCUGAGCUUCGAGAAUUGUCUAACUUGACUGCUCUAGAAUUACAAAUUCGGGAGGCUUGGAUUUUGCCAAGGGACUUGACGUUUGAGAAGCUCGAAAGAUAUAAAAUAGUUAUAGGAGAUGUAUGGGAAUGGUUUGACAUUGAAGAUGUAACCUUGAAAACAUUAAAGCUCAAACUUCGUUCCAACAUACAUUUGGAGCAUGGGAUUAAAGCAUUGAUAAAAAGGGCUGAAAAUUUGUACUUGGAUGAAGUAGAUGGAAUUUCGAACGUGCUUUAUCAAUUGAAUGGGGAAGGAUUUCCAUUGUUGAAGUACCUCCACAUCCAAAAUAAUGCUAAAAUGAUGCACAUAGUUGACUCUAUGGGUAGGAAUCAAGUCCAAGUUUUGUUUCUCAACUUGGAAACACUAAUACUACACAAUCUUAAAAUCUUGGAGAAGAUAUGUAAUGGCCCACUUGCCGUUAAUUCUUUUAGCAAGCUUAGAGUCAUUAAAGUGAAAAAUUGUAUCCAAUUGGAAUAUCUUCUCUCCUUUUCAAUGAUUAAAGGACUAUCCCAACUUUUAGAGAUUGAAGUUUGUCAGUGCAAUUCUAUGAACAAGAUAGUGUAUAGAGAUUGCGAUGCAAGUGCAGAGAAAGAUACAAUUGAGUUUCUUUCGCUACGUUCUUUGACUUUACAACAUUUGCAGACACUUGAUAAUUUCUUGUCUUAUGAGUUGAUGUCCUCCAUAACCGAGCAUCAAUUGUCAGAGACUAGUGUUCCUGUACCGUUUUUUAGUUCUCAGGUUGGAUUUCCUAAUCUGGAUACCCUUAAGUUGAGCUCACUCAAUUUGAACAAAAUUUGGGAUGACGGUCAACCUUCUGUUUCCAAAUUGACAAACUUGAUUGUUGAGAAUUGUGGUGGGCUUAAGUACUUAUUCUCAUCCACCAUGGUUGGAAGUUUUAUUAACCUCAAACGGCUUGAAAUCAGUAAAUGCCAUUCGAUGGAUUGGAUAAUAGCCACUGAAGAGAGAAACAAUGGUACUGCUUCACUAAAUGAGGUGCGAUUCUCCAAAUUGGAGACAAUCAUAUUGAAGGACAUGGAAAACAUGAAGACAAUAUGGCACUGUCAAUUUGACACAGUGAAGGCGUUGCAAGUUAAAAACUGCAAGAAAAUUGUAGUGGUUUUUCCUUCUUCAAUCCAGGAAACAUACCAUAACUUAGAGACGUUAGAGGUUACUGAGUGUGCUUUAGUGGAAGACAUAUUUGAAUUGACUUUGAAUGAAAAGAGCAGUAUAGAGGAUGGAACACAACUGAAAAGCAUUACUUUAGAAGCAUUGCCAAAGCUGAAAAGGACAUGGAGCAGGGAUCCAGAAGGAAUUCUUCAUUUUCAUAAUCUAGAAAAUGUAUUUCUAAGAAGUUGUGAAAGCUUGGACUAUCUAUUUCCAUUUUCUGUUGCCACUCACUGCUCACUUCUCAAAGAACUUUCUAUAAAGGAGUGUGGGAACAUGAAGGAAAUUGUAGCAGAGAAGGAAGGAUCCAUGUGCACAACUCCCAUAUUUGAGUUUAAUGAACUAAAUACUCUAUUGCUUUGGAACUUAUACAAACUCAAGGGUUUCUACGCUGGAAAUUAUAUUUUAGCAUGUUCAUCUUUGAGAAAAAUAGAUGUUUUUAGGUGUGCAGAAUUGAAUUUAUACAAGACUCUAUCUACAAGUACUGAUGGAAGGUUUCUAGAUGGUAAACACCCUGAUACUCUGCGGCAGUCACUUUUCAGAGUUGAAGAGAUGAUUCCAAAUUUGGAGUGGUUGAGAAUAAGCUACAUGGACGCUAUCAAGAUACUGCAAGCAAAAAAAUUUGGUGCCCUCUUCACCAAAUUGACAUUUCUUGGGCUGACCGAUUGUAAGUAUGAAGAUGCUUCUUUUCCCGAUUGGUUUCUCCAAAAUGUGUGUACUCUUGAACAUCUAGUUGUUGAAUGGAGUUGCUACAAGAAGAUAUUCCUAGAUGAAAGACUAUUAAGUAAAAAACCUUACCCACGGCUCAAAAAGUUGACAUUGUCUCAAUUACCUAAACUUCAACAUCUCUGUGAAGAAGGAUCCCAAAUUGACCCAGUUCUUCAGAUUCUUGAAUUCUUAUUUGUUAAAGAAUGUCCUAGUUUGACAAACUUGUUACCUUCCUCUGUUACCUUUAGUCACUUGAUGUAUUUGGAGAUAAUGAAUUGCAAUGGAUUGAUAAGUUUAAUUACUUCUCCUACGGCGAGAAGUUUAGUCAAACUGGCAAUAUUGAAGGUAAAAGAGUGUAAUUCACUUGAAGAAAUAAUGAUAGGAAAGGGAGAAGAAUAUGACAUUGCAUUUAUUAGUUUGGAAAUAUUGAUGUUGGAAAGUUUGCCAAGUCUCAACAAAUUUUGCUCUAAUAAGUGCUUUUUGAGGUUUCCAUUAUUGGAGCAAGUAGUUGUGAAGGAAUGUCCUCGCUUGAAGAUUUUCUCCAUGGGAAACACAAGCACACCAAAUCUUCGAAAAGUGAAAGUAGCAGAAAAUGAAGAAGAAUGGAAUUGGAAUGGGAACUUAAAUGAUACAAUAAAGAAAAUGUUUGUAGAUAAGGUGGCAUUUUGUUGCUUCAUGAAUUUGAAACUAUCUGAAUAUUUAGAGCUGAAAGAGUUAUGGUGUGGUCAACUGCAUUGCAAUGCAUUCAACAAUUUGAAGUAUCUAGUGGUUCAAAAAUGUGAUUUUUUAUCUGAUGUACUCUUUCAUGCAAAUUUACUACAAGUAUUCAUGAACUUGGAAGAGCUAGACAUAAGUGUACUUCUUAAUGCAGAGUUGUUGACGCUGAAUAAUAAAGAUUUUGACAUCUUAUUGCAAUGUCAAUAUUCAGGAGAUCAAUUUCGCAAACUUAAAUCUAUUUGGGUGUCCCAAUUCACUGAUGAAGAAGCUCCUUUUCCGUAUUGGUUUCUAGAAAAUGUACCCAAUUUGGAAGAGCUAGGGGUUCAAUGGAGUUCUUUCAGAGAGAUAUUCCAAGAUGAACAACUUAAUGGUGAGGAAAGACAAAUCAAAAUUAGGACAAUGCCAAGAGAGUUGACAUUACAUAAACUACAUAAACUUAAACAUAUAUGCAAAGAAGGAUUCCAAAUUGACCCCAUUCUUCAAUGUCUUGAAAGCAUACAUGUUUCUGAAUGUUCCAGUCUGAUAAAUUUGGUGCCUUCCUCUGUUGCUUUUAAUUACUUGACUAAUUUGGAGAUCACAAACUGCAUUGGGCUGAUAAAUUUGAUAUCAUGCUCAACAACAAAGAGUCUGGUGAACCUGGAAACAAUGAAGAUAAAAUGGUGCGAUUUAUUAGAGGAUGUAGUGAGUGGAAAAGAAGAUGAGACAAACAAUGAGAUUGCAUUUUUCAAAUUGCAAACUCUGGAACUUAUUUGUUUACCAAGGCUCUGUAGGUUCAGCUCAUGUAAGUACAUCAUUAAGUUUUCACUGUUGGAAGAAGUUGUGGUAAAAGAAUGCCCUCAAAUGGAAGUUUUUUCUUUGGGGGACACGAGCACACCGAAUCUUCAAGGAGUACAAAUAGAAGAAAAUAAUGAAGAAUCAAGCUGGGAGGGUGACCUGAAUGAAACAAUAAAGAAAAUGUUUGAAGAUAAGGUUGCAUUUUGUAGUUUUAAGCAUUUGAAGCUAUCUGAAUAUCCUGAGCUAAAAGAAUUAUGGUAUGGCCAACUUCAGUGCAAUGUAUUCAGCAAAUUAAGACAUCUAGUGGUUCAUAAAUGUGACUUUUUAUCUAAAGUACUCUUCCAGCUGAAUUUACUAGAAGUUCUUAAGAACUUGGAAGAACUAGAUGUAAGAGAAUGUGAUUCAUUAGAAGCAGUGUUUGAUGUGAAAGGUAAAUCUGAAACAGAUGUUCGAGUGACGAAUUCUAUUCAGUUAAAAAAACUAAAAUUAUCUACUCUUCCGAAGCUGAAGCACGUGUGGAAGGAAGAAGACCCACAUGGAACUCUGACUUUUCAGAAUCUAUGUGAAAUAUCUGUUACUAAAUGUAAAAUCUUAACAAGUCUUUUUCCACUCUCGAUAGCUAGAGAGAUGAUAAAUCUUCAAGAUCUUGAAGUACGUGCAUGUGGGGUUGAAGAAAUUGUUGCCAAGGAAGGAGGAACAGAGGAGAUAAUUAACUUUGAGUUUCCUCAUUUGACAUCACUUGACCUUUCACAUUUGCCUAAUCUGAAGGCAUUCUUUAAUGGGAUCCAUUCUCUUCAAUGUAAAUCCUUGAAAGCAAUAAAAGUGUUCAAUUGUAAAAAAUUGGAGCUAUUUAAGACACAGCCUAUGAGCUAUGAAGAAAGAGCUGGAGAUGACAAACUCCAUGUCUCAUCUAAUCAACCUUUCUUCACAAUUGAACAGCUCUACUAUAUCAGUGUGUACACAGCUGCUCUGACGGAACUAACAUCUGAGAUUUUGGAGCUAAUGGCAGAAGAUAUCCAACAAGGAGCAAUUAAAAAGAAUGUGAUAUGCAGAUAUACACGCAUUGAUGGUAAAUCCAGGGAUAUUGUUUAUGAAGGUAUUGAUUUGAUAUGUAAUGAAUAUAGGAAGUAUGGUCAUAGAGAUGCGGCUUGUCCUCUCAAGAAGCCAGCUCCUGUGAAAGCUGCCACAGAUCAUGGGCCUGUCAGAGUGGCUGAGAAUUCCUUUGCAGUGCUGAAGAAGGUUGUAGAGGAGUUAGAUUUGAGUGAUGAAGGUGGUGGAGGAGGUUUGAUCCCCUUUUUCAGGCUCCUCUUUUGUGCCUGA